Molecule: messenger RNA, 3042 nt
Organism: Lathyrus sativus (Indian pea)
Lineage: Eukaryota; Viridiplantae; Streptophyta; Magnoliopsida; Fabales; Fabaceae
Source: the annotation of a GenBank genome assembly
AUGGGGACUAUUAUUUUUACGUUUUUUCUUUGCUUUGUUAGCCAAAUGUUGGUGUAUUAUCUCAUGCCAUCAACAGUUGUUGCUCUUUCUUUGAGUUCAGAGACUGAUAAGCUUGCUUUGCUUGCUUUGAAAGAAAAACUUACAAAUGGUGUUCCCGAAUCUCUCCCAUCAUGGAAUGAGUCUCUACAUUUCUGUGAAUGGCAGGGGGUUACAUGUGGCCGUCGUCACAUGAGAGUCUCUAGCUUGCAGUUGGAGAAUCAAACAUGGGGUGGUACUCUUGGUCCAUCCUUGGGAAAUCUAACAUUUUUGAAAAUACUGAUGCUUAGAAACCUCGCGUUGCACGGUGAAAUUCCAGCUCAAAUUGGUCGUUUGAAGCGAUUGCAUGAUCUUAUCUUAAGCAGCAACAAGCUUGAAGGAGAAAUUCCUAUAGAGCUCUCAAACUGCACAAAUCUACGAGUAAUUGAAUUGUAUCACAAUCAACUCAUUGGAAGAGUCCCUUCAUGGUUUGAAUCGAUGCAACUUACUUUGUUGAACCUUGGUUUCAAUAAUCUAGUUGGCACUAUUCCAUCUUCCUUGGGAAAUAUUUCAUCACUCUCGGAUCUAUCACUUUCAUCGAAUCACUUGGCGGGAAACAUACCCCAUGCUUUGGGUAAGUUGUCAGGUUUGAAAAUGUUGACUCUAGAUUUAAAUAAUUUGUCAGGUGAAAUUCCUCAUUCUCUUUACAAUCUAUCGAAUAUUCAAUCAUUUAUUCUCGUGGAUAACAAGUUAUUUGGUAGUCUUCCAUCAAAUCUGAAUCUUGCUUUUCCCAAUCUUCGAGGGUUUUUGGUUGGAGGGAACCAAAUAAGCGGAGCUUUUCCAUCUUCAAUAUCCAAUAUCACCGAUUUAACAACGCUUGAUAUAGCUCGUAAUGCUUUUAAUGGACCAAUACCUCUUACUUUGGGUCAAUUAAAUAAACUUGAGAGGGUUGAUAUUGGUGAUAAUAACUUUGGAAGUGGAGGGAAUCAUGAUUUAGAUUUCCUUUCUUCACUAACCAAUUGUACUAAAUUAUCACUCCUCUCCUUUUAUAAGAAUAGAUUUGGUGGUCUGUUGCCCGAUCUUAUAGGAAACUUUUCGAGUAUUGUUACUCUUGAUAUUUCAUUUAAUCAAAUAUAUGGGGCUAUACCUGAAAGCAUAGGACAACUAACUGGUUUAACUAGCUUAGACAUUGGGUUCAAUCACCUUGAAGGAACAAUUCCAAGUUCAAUUGGAAUGCUCAAGAAUAUAGAACGACUGGUCUUGCAAGCAAACAAGUUAUCUGGUAAUAUUCCACUAUCUAUUGGAAAUCUUACUAUAUUGUCUCAACUAUAUCUUGCUGCAAAUAUAUUACAAGGAACCAUUCCAGUUACCCUGAGAUAUUGCACUAAGUUGGAGAUAGUAAGUAUGAGUGUUAACAAUUUGAGUGGUAAUAUACCCAACCAAACUUUUGGUUAUCUAAGAGGUUUAGUAUUACUUGUCUUGUCCAACAAUAGCUUCACUGGUUCUAUUCCGUCAGACUUUGGUAAUUUAGAGCAACUUUCCCAAUUGUUUCUUCACUCAACCAAGUUAUCUGGUGAAAUUCCAAAUGAACUUGGUGGCUGUUUGUCAUUAACAAAGUUAGUUUUGAGGGAGAAUUUCUUCCAUGGAAAUAUACCUUUGUUCUUGGGCUCCUCUAUACGCUCCCUCGACACGUUAGACCUUUCUAGAAAUAAUUUCUCAGGAACAAUCCCCUUUAAACUAGAAAAUCUAACACUUUUGAAUUCUCUAGACUUGUCUUUCAACAAUCUCUAUGGAGAGGUUCCCACUGGGGGUGUCUUUAGCAAUGCCUCACGAAUUUCACUAUCGGGAAACAAUAACCUCUGUGGGGGGAUACCUCAAUUGAAGCUUCAUGCAUGCUUUAGGGCCCCUUCAAGGAAACACAAGAGAUCUCUAAAAAAGAAACUUAUCAUCAUCAUCAUCAGUGUAAUUGGUGGAAUUUCUAUCUCUUUUAUAGCUUUUCUAGCGGUCCAUUCUCUCACUGGAAAGCGGAAAAGGUUACCUUCUUCACCAUCGUUGCAAGAUGAAAGCUUAAGGGUUACAUAUGGAGAUCUACACGAAGCAACCAAUGGAUUUUCAUCUUCAAAUUUGUUAGGAGUUGGAAGUUUUGGCUCUGUUUACAAAGGAUCUCUUCUCAACUUUGAAAGGCUUGUUGCUGUAAAGGUAUUGAAUCUUGACAUACGUGGUGCAACAAAGAGUUUCAUGGCAGAAUGCAAAGCUCUGGGAAAGAUGAAGCACCGAAAUCUUGUCAAGGUCAUAACUUGUUGUUCAAGUAUUGAUUAUAAUGGUGUAGAUUUUAAGGCAAUUGUUUUGGAGUUCAUGGCUAAUGGGACUCUAGAAAAGUUGUUGCAUAGUAAUGAAGGGUAUGAAAAUGAAAAUCAUAGUCUCAGCCUCACACAAAGGGUCGAUAUCGCUCUUGAUAUAGCUCAUGCAUUGGAUUAUCUUCACCAUGACGAAGAGCAAGUUGUAGUUCACUGUGAUAUCAAGCCAAGCAAUGUUCUUCUUGAUAAAGAUAUGGUAGCUCACUUGGGAGACUUUGGCUUAGCUAGGCUCAUUCAUGGAUCAACAAGACAUUCAAGCAAAGAUCAAGUUAGUUCCUCAACAAUUAAAGGAACAAUAGGAUAUGUUCCUCCUGAGUAUGGAGCAGGUGGUCCGGUAUCAUCGGAGGGAGAUAUCUACAGUUAUGGAAUUCUGUUGUUGGAAAUGCUCACUGGAAAGAGACCAACUGAUAAUAUGUUUUAUGAGAACUUAAGUCUACACAAAUGGUGUAAGAUGAAAAUUCCGGAAACAAUUCUGGACAUAGUAGAUUCACGUUUGGUUAUGUCAUUUGGUGAAGAUCAAACUUGGAUUUUGGAGAACAACAUAAAGGAGUGUCUGGAAAUGUUUGCUAAAAUAGGAGUUGCAUGUUCUGAAGAAUUUCCCACUCAACGAAUGCUUUCAAAAGAUGUUAUAGUGAAGUUGCUUGAAAUUAAACGCAAGUUGUCUAUCUAA